This is a messenger RNA of Alternaria alternata, 1449 nucleotides long. RefSeq names its product FAD/FMN-dependent oxygenase/oxidase. The transcript has 4 exons. Lineage: Eukaryota; Fungi; Ascomycota; Dothideomycetes; Pleosporales; Pleosporaceae. Gene Ontology annotation, molecular function: oxidoreductase activity; FAD binding. The coding region runs from base 1 to 1449 and encodes 482 amino acids. The record is from RefSeq and is a predicted model, not a curated record.
AUGGGUUGUCAGCAAAGCGGCGAUGACCUCAUCUCGCUGGCAGUCACAAUUCGCACCGAGCUUGAGCGAAAGCUAUCGAACAAGGCGCGUGUCCAUCUACCAUUUGAUGAGGACAAAACAGAGUUCGAAAAAGCCAAUCUGCGCUUUACUCAGUAUGAGCGUCCAACGUACCUCGCUAUUGUCGAUCCAGUCUGUGAAAACGAUGUGAUCGAGGUCGUCAAGUACGCGAGGGAAAAAGGUAUUCCGUUUACACCUCGUGGCGGCCAUCAUUCAGUCACGACCACAAUGGGACGCUUCCAGAAUGGCAUGUGUAUCAACAUGCGUCCGCUCAACCAGAUGCGAUGGGAUGCCGGGAAACGCCAUGUCACUAUUGGUGGUGGAGCGAUAACUGAUGAGUUCGUGCGCUUUGUGCAUGACUUGGGUAUGGAAGUUACAUUUGGGGCGGGCCUAGGACGUUUGCAAGGAAAAUACGGCUUCCUGAAUGAUAAUAUGAUCUCUUGCAAGCUCGUGCUCGCCGACGGGAGUAUGGUGGUUGCAUCCAAGAACUCCCAUCCGGAUCUUUUCUGGGGCCUCCGGGGAGCAGGUCAUAACUUUGGCAUCGCACUUGAAGCCACCUUCCAGGUAUAUCCGCAAGCAAAUGGGGGUAUACACCAUACUUGGGAUUUGGAGUACACUCUAGAUCAGUGCGACGAGGUCUUCAGGACGCUGAAUAGCGUCUAUGAGAGUAUGCCUGCCGAACUGGCAAUCUUCGUCCUAUGGCUGCGCCAAAGUAGUGGUCGCAAGCACAUCAUUCUCGUCAACUUAGUCUGGUCCGGUGCAGCUGCAGACGCAGAUCCCUAUGUGCAGCGUUUCGAGUCUCUAGAGCCAGUCUUGAGUAGUGGGCGAAAAUCGAUACCAUGGCCAGAACUACCUUACGCAACGUACAAAGAGAUGAACAAGCUCUUCUGCAAGCCCGAAAUCUGGCUCCGUGGUCCCUACAAGAUGAUGGGGGCCGCUUGCGUCGAAACGUUCGACCUGAAGACGACACGUGAGUUCUUCGAGAGCGUCAAAUCCAUGAGUGAGAAGUGGGAAGAUCGUGGCUGGUUCAGCGCCAUGUUUGAGUGUCUACCCGAUCAGCGUGUUCGCGAGAUUUCUGAUGAUGCGACGGCGUUUCCGUGGCGUGGAGGGUCAAACCAUUUCCUAAUGCUGAAUGCUACACCAAAGCGAAUGGAGGAUCGAAAGGUCUUUGAGGAUCACCUCAAUUACUGGAAGAGACGCUUCAUUGACACGUCUGGGUAUGGUCGUUUGCAGCAAUACGUGAGCUAUGGCAACGGUACGUCGACUAUGAAGGAUCCGCCAGAGGCGCUAUAUGGCUACGAGCCGUGGAGGCUGGAGAAACUGCGGAAUCUCAAGCAGAAGUACGAUCCCGAUAAUGUGUUUCGAUGGUACCAGCCACUUCUUGAGUCAUGA